Molecule: messenger RNA, 684 nt
Organism: Entamoeba nuttalli P19
Lineage: Eukaryota; Evosea; Mastigamoebida; Endamoebidae
Product: serine palmitoyltransferase, putative
Exons: 2
Coding region: 1-684 (227 amino acids)
Biological process (GO): ceramide biosynthetic process; sphingosine biosynthetic process
Cellular component (GO): serine palmitoyltransferase complex
Molecular function (GO): pyridoxal phosphate binding; serine C-palmitoyltransferase activity
Source: RefSeq, a predicted model, not a curated record
AUGGAAAAUAACGACAAUUAUCAAUUAUCAACUUGGAAUUCAUUAUGGAGGUAUAUUGGUAUUGAAAAACAUGCUACUUAUGGUUUUUAUUGGAUGAUUGGUGCUGCUAAAGUCAGUGAUUAUAAAGAUUGGUGUCUUUAUUGGUUAGGUCUUAAUGAUCAAAAGCCUCCAAUUAUUGGUGAAAGUCCAGAAGAUUUUUAUGUCAGAAAGAUUUAUUCUACUUCAUACGAUUGUUUUAAUAGACCUAUUUGUGGUCCUCCUGAAAAUCACAUUAUUAUUGGUUUACGAGAAGAAGUACCUAUUGAAAAUGCAAAACACCUUGUGUUAAAAGAAGGAAAAGUUAGAGAGGCUAUUAAUUUUGGUUCAUAUAAUUAUCUUGGAUUUGGUGGUAGACAUCCAAUUGUUACAAAAGAAGUUGCUGAUUGCUUAAAAAAGAAAGGAAGUAGUUGUAAUGGAUUUGCUGCUGAAAGAGGUAUUUCUGAAGAACAGAAAAAAUUGGAAGGUAUGUUAGCUGAAUUUUUACAUAAGGAAGCUGCUGUUGUUGUACCAAUGGGAUUUGCUACUAAUUCUACACUAAUUCCUAUUUUAGUAGGGAAAGGAGAUGUUGUUUUUUCUGAUGCUUUAAAUCAUUCUUCUAUUAUCACUGGUAUUAAAUCUGCUAAUGCUGAAGUUAGAAAGACUUAA